AUGCGGAUCACCGAGAUUGUGAUAGACGGCUUCAAAUCGUACGCCGUGCGUACGGUGAUCUCAGGAUGGGACGAAUCUUUCAACGCAGUCACCGGCCUGAACGGUUCCGGUAAAUCCAACAUCCUCGAUGCCAUCUGUUUCGUUCUCGGUAUUACGAACAUGUCUACCGUCCGCGCGCAAAACCUUCAAGACCUGAUCUACAAGCGCGGCCAAGCUGGUGUAACCAAGGCUAGCGUCACCAUCGUUUUCGACAAUCGCGACACGCCGAAAUCGCCGAUCGGAUUCGAAGAAUACGCCAAUAUCUCUGUAACCCGACAGAUUGUUCUGGGCGGUACCAGCAAGUACCUGAUCAAUGGACACCGUGCGCAACAACAGACUGUGCAGAACCUCUUUCAGAGUGUCCAGCUCAACAUCAACAACCCCAACUUCCUCAUUAUGCAGGGUCGCAUUACGAAAGUCCUGAACAUGAAGGCGGUCGAAAUCCUGUCCAUGAUCGAAGAAGCGGCCGGUACACGAAUGUUUGAGGACCGCAGGGAAAAGGCAAACAAGACAAUGAGCAAGAAAGACUUGAAGCUGCGCGAGAUAGAAGAGCUUCUGAAGGAAGAGAUUGAGCCCAAGCUCGAGAAGCUCCGAUCCGAGAAGCGCGCAUUCCUCGAUUUCCAACAGACACAAAACGACCUCGAACGCUUGACUCGUCUGGUUGUCGCACAUGACUACCUGCGCGGUGGGGAGCGAUUACGCGUUGCAGGCGACGAGUGCGAUAACAAGAGGGCCAAGGUUCAGGCGCUGGAAGACAAUGCCACUAGGCUGAAGAGCGAAAUCGCACACUUGGAAGAAGAUGUGAAGUCAGUCCGGGCCGCGCGCGACAAGGAGCUGCGCAAGGGCGGCAAGUUCCAAGGUCUCGAGGAUGAAGUCAAGAACCACUCACACGAGCUGGUUCGUUUGACAACCGUCUUCGAUCUGAAGAAUUCCAGUAUGGAAGAAGAGAAGGAGAAGGGCAAGGCCAUUCAAAAGACCGUUAGCGAUCUUGAGAAAGCGUUGAAGGAGAAGAGAAAGAUCUACGACAAAUUGCAAGCCCAAUACGAUUCUGCUAAAUCCGAACUUGACGCGCAAAAUGUCGAAGUUGAACAGAAGGAAGAGUUGCUCCAGACCUUGCAGACGGGUGUGGCCUCGAAGGAAGGACAAGAGAGCGGAUAUCAAGGACAACUCCAAGACGCAAGAAACCGUGCCAGCAACGCCGCCACGGAACAAGAGCAAGCGAAGCUUAAGAUCAGCAACUUUGAGAAGCGGAUUAAGGAGGAAGAGCCGCGCGCCAAGAAGGCCAAGGAGCAGAACUCGGGCCUGCUGAAGGACUUGGAAGGCAUGAAAUCUCAAGCCCAGAAGUUGGAUGCGGAGCUCACCCGGCUUGGCUUUGAGCCUGGUAAAGAAGAGCAAAUAUACCAAGAGCAGUCCGGACUGCAGCGCGAUAUUCGUGACCUUCGCCAAAGAGCCGAUGCCUUGAGGAGAAAGGCAGCGAACAUCGAUUUCAACUACACAGAUCCCCACCCGAACUUUGAUCGUUCAAAGGUCAAGGGUUUGGUCGCCCAGCUGUUUACCUUGAACAAGGACCAGGUGCAAUCCGCCACCGCUCUAGAGAUCUGCGCAGGUGGCCGCCUGUACAACGUGGUGGUUGAAAGCGCUGAAAUCGGUACCCAGCUGCUGCAAAACGGCAAGCUGCGCAAGCGCGUAACUAUCAUUCCUCUGAACAAGAUCUCCGCCUUCAAGGCCUCUGCAGAGAAAAUCGGAGCUGCCCAGAAACUUGCUCCUGGAAAGGUUGAUCUGGCAUUGUCUCUGAUCGGCUACGAUGAGGAGGUCCUUGCGGCGAUGAACUAUGUCUUUGGUAACACGCUUAUCGCCAACGAUGCCGAUACGGCCAAGAAGGUGACGUUCGACCCUUCCGUCCGGAUGAAGAGUGUCACCCUUGACGGUGAUGUCUACGAUCCCUCCGGGACGCUCUCCGGUGGAAGUUCACCUAAUUCCAGCGGAGUGCUUGUUACUCUGGGGAAGCUCAACGAGCUUACCAAGGAGCUCCGAAGCAAAGAACGCCAGCUUGCUACAUUGGAAGACAACAUGAAAAAGGAGAAGAAGAAGCUUGAUGCUGUUCGUUCAAUUAAGCAAGAGCUGGAUCUCAAGACCCACGAGAUCAAGCUCACCGAGGAGCAAAUUAACAGCAACUCUUCGUCAUCGAUCAUUCAAGCUGUUGAGGAGAUGAAAGCAAACAUUGAGCAGCUCAAGAAAGACAUUUCCGACGCCAAGAUUCGCCAAACCGAAGCAUCCAAGGACAUCAAGCGGAUCGAGAAGGACAUGAGCGAAUUCAGCAAUAACAAAGACAGCAAAUUGGCGGAGCUGCAAACCUCGCUCGAUACGCUCAAGAAGAGCCUCAGCAAGAACUCGGCUUCGGUGAAGGAGCUACAGAAGGAAUUGCAGUCCUCUCGCCUCGACUCUGAACAAGUUGGAAGCGACCUUUCGGCAGCCGAGGAACAGCUGGCCGAGUCGAUCAAUACGCUGAAGGCGCAAGAGGAGGAAAUUGAUUCCCUCAAGCGAGAGCAAGCGCGACUCAAGGAUACCCACGACAUUGCGCAAGCUCAGCUGGAAGACGAGCGGGCCAAGCUUACAGGCUUCGACGAAGAAUUGCGGGAACUCGAGGAAGCUAUGAAAUCCAAGUCCUCGCAGAUCACCGAGGAAGGCUUGGAGAUGCAAAAGUUGGGCCACCAACUUGAGAAGCUGCAGAAAGACCAGCACGCCGCCGCUCAGGCUGUUUCCCACAUGGAGCAAGAGCAUGAGUGGAUUGCAGAUGAAAAGGAGCAUUUCGGCCGUGCAAACACACCCUAUCACUUCCAGAACCAGAACAUCGCCGAAUGCAAGUCGACGCUGCGCAAUCUGACGGAACGGUCUCAGGGUAUGAAGAAGAAGAUCAACCCCAAGGUCAUGAACAUGAUCGAUAGUGUCGAGAAGAAGGAGGCUGCCCUGAAGAAUAUGAUGAAGACGGUCACUCGCGACAAGCACAAGAUCGAGGAGACCAUCAUCAACCUCAACGAGUACAAGAAGGAGGCACUCUACAAGACCUGGGUCAAGGUCAACGGCGACUUUGGACAAAUCUUCGCCGAACUUCUGCCGGGCAGCUUUGCCAAGCUCGAUCCCCCGGAGGGCAAGGAUAUCACGGACGGUCUGGAGGUCAAGGUAUCUCUGGGCAAGGUGUGGAAGCAGAGUUUGACAGAACUGAGUGGUGGACAGCGGUCCCUGAUCGCUUUGUCCCUGAUCAUGGCCCUGUUGCAAUUCAAGCCCGCACCGAUGUACAUCCUCGACGAAGUUGACGCCGCACUUGAUCUGUCCCACACUCAGAACAUCGGUCGCUUGAUCAAGACCCGCUUCAAGGGAUCCCAGUUCAUCGUCGUGUCUCUGAAGGACGGCAUGUUCCAGAACGCGAACCGUAUCUUCCGCACACGGUUCAGCGAGGGUACCAGUAUUGUCCAGGCACUGACCCCCGCCGACAUGAAAUGA
Penicillium cinerascens is the source of this 3540-nucleotide messenger RNA. Its product is annotated as condensin subunit SMC2. The transcript has 4 exons. The record is from RefSeq and is a predicted model, not a curated record. NCBI's taxonomy places the organism in Eukaryota, Fungi, Ascomycota, Eurotiomycetes, Eurotiales, Aspergillaceae. Gene Ontology annotation, molecular function: ATP binding; protein binding; ATP hydrolysis activity. Gene Ontology annotation, biological process: chromosome organization. Bases 1 to 3540 code for a protein of 1179 amino acids. Gene Ontology annotation, cellular component: chromosome.